UAUUUAUUGCUAAAAUGUUUUGUAAUAUUUUAUUUUUGCUCUAAUUCAUUGAAUCUAAAAUUGUUCUUUAUGCAAUAACAGUGCUAACGACUUUUAAAAGUCAUUUAAAAGAAGCUUUGAAAAUAUUUAUUCUAUUGCAUCAGGUUUACCAUAAAAAUAGGAACAUCCCGCUUGAAAUUACAUAAACAUGGCAGCCCCCACGAGUGUGCGGACACUUACUAAAUUAACUCGUUUUUCUAGAACUGUCUUAUUCAGCAGGGCGCAAAAAAGACAAGGUUUAUAUUCAUUUUCAACUACUGUAUCAGAGAACAAAGUAGGGUCAGAUAAUCCUAAAUCUGUCCCAGAUCCUGAGAAGAAAGGUGAAGAAGAGAGUACUAGUAAAAAAACUGAGACCCCAACUGGACCCUCUGAGCUUGAAGAAAAAUUAACCAAAGAAAAUGAAAAGCUGCAAAAAGAUUUCAAAGAAAUGAAGGAUAAAUACAUGCGUGCACUGGCAGAAACAGAAAAUGUUCGUACUAGAAUGAAGAAACAGGUGGAAGAGACAAAAGUGUUUGGAAUUCAAGGUUUCUGUAAAGACCUCUUAGAUGUAGCGGAUAUCUUGAAUCAAGCUAUGGACACUGUACCUAAAGAAGAAUUAGACAGAAAUCAGCAUCUAAAGUCACUCUUUGAUGGACUUUCUAUGACCAAUAAACAAAUGAUUAAAGUUUUUGGAAAGCAUGGACUUGUGAAGAUAGAACCUGCUAUUGGGGAUAAGUUUGAUCCCUUCUUUCAUGAGGCACUUUUCCAGGUGCCAGCACAGGGUGAGAGUAAAGCGGACACAAUUGCAGAUGUUCAGAAAACUGGCUAUAAACUGCAUGAAAGGACUCUAAGACCAGCCCUUGUAGGCGUAUUUAAAUCCUGAUUAGGAGAUAAAGUAUAAAUCUAGAGAAGAAGAAAAAAUGAGGAACAAAAAAAUAGAUUUAUCAAGAACAGAUGCUUUUCAGAAUUCUGUAACAUCUUAUUGUUUUGCACAGUAGAUAAGAAUUUGAUUGAAAGAUCUAUGUCAUAUUUAGAAUGUUACAGUGCAGAAAAAAAUAGGUUUCUAUUGUAAUGAUCAAAGAAUAAUGUAAGUUAUUGGAUAUUCCUUUUUAUGUAAUUUUGAGAACAGGAAAUUGAUAUACGAGGUAGAUGUUGAAUUGACUUAAAUUUCCCAUUGUAAAAUGAAAUGGUGUAUGUGCUUACAAAUGAGGUGCAUUCCAAAACUAAAGAAUUGCCAAUAACAGUUUUUAUACCAAGAAAGAUUAUUUUUUUGGUCAUUUUUUCUUAACAUUUGCAAGCAAAGGAACAUACUGUAAAAAGUAUCAGAUGUUACAUCGAAGUAAUAUCUGGCAUUUACGAAAGAAGAAUUCAUAGUUUUGAUUACAAUUUAGUAUUUAUUUUGUAAUAGGCCUGAAGAGUAACACAUGAUUUAUAUAGGGCCCAUGGUUAGGAAAGUUAAAAGUCUGAAACUUGGGCUUUAAAAUGCUAUAUUUUCAUCUUGCUCUGGCUGUGUCAAAUGUGCAUGGAUGGCAGAAUUUUGUUUCUGAAAACUUUCAGGAAUCUUCAUCUUGUAACUAAUAAUGGCUCAGAAAAAUUUCAUCAGUAUGAAUACUAUGACUGCUAUUAGCAGUCGGGUGUAACUGUUUCAAGUUAUCGCAGUUUAUAACCCAUUUGAGUUAUUGCUUAUAUUUUCAUAACUUGUUUCAGUUAUCAUAAAAUAUUACAAAGCCCUCCUGUGCCAAUUCCUCAUUUUGAAUGUGACUAAUGCAAUUAUUUCCUGAAUCCUUGAAUUCUUAUCUUUUCAGCUAUGCAGUAAGAUUUUUUACGCAAGGCUGAUAAAUAUUUAUGCAAAAGGUUUAAAGCUAUAAAUAUGUGUAUAUUUUCUAAGCAGGUACAUCAAUAUUUGUAUAGUCCAGCUAUUUUUCAUAUCAAACCAAUGUAUUUUGUUAAUGACUGAAAAUCAUUAAUGAAAUGCUAGUAAUGCUGAUUUUUUUGUCAGUGAAAUCUAGUCAUUCAUAUGAUCGUGUGCUUGCUGAAUUUGGACUUCACAGUUAAUUGUUUUAGAAAUAAGAUUUCAAAAUCACUGCAUUUUAGUAAAUUCAAGUAGUACAUAAUUGUGAAUUACAUGUAGUAAUGCCUAUGACAUAUAACCAAGGUAACAAAGAUGAGGUGUUUUGUAUUAGUUUUCAUUCCGGUGAGGAUAUAUUGUGUAUAUACAGGAAAUGAUUAUUUUUUCUCUGAAUUACAACAACUCUUGAAAUAUGUAAUGGUUUUUGGUAACUUAAGAGAAAACAGAUUUGCAUGUAUUUUAGUGCUGAAUAAUACAAGUUUGAUUAUAUUGUAAUAAAUGAUUGUAACAUCCAA
Messenger RNA from Mercenaria mercenaria, 2382 nucleotides. RefSeq names its product grpE protein homolog 1, mitochondrial-like. The coding region runs from base 188 to 901 and encodes 237 amino acids. The transcript is spliced from 3 exons. Gene Ontology annotation, biological process: protein folding; protein import into mitochondrial matrix. Gene Ontology annotation, molecular function: protein homodimerization activity; adenyl-nucleotide exchange factor activity; protein-folding chaperone binding. Gene Ontology annotation, cellular component: PAM complex, Tim23 associated import motor. NCBI's taxonomy places the organism in Eukaryota, Metazoa, Mollusca, Bivalvia, Venerida, Veneridae. The record is from RefSeq and is a predicted model, not a curated record.